Molecule: messenger RNA, 759 nt
Organism: Cyclopterus lumpus (lumpfish)
Lineage: Eukaryota; Metazoa; Chordata; Actinopteri; Perciformes; Cyclopteridae
Gene: lyrm7
Product: LYR motif containing 7
Exons: 5
Coding region: 33-347 (104 amino acids)
Biological process (GO): mitochondrial respiratory chain complex III assembly
Source: RefSeq, a predicted model, not a curated record
CUCCAAGCCGGAAGUGAACUAAAGAAGUCAAGAUGGGUACUCGUUUGAAGGUCCUAAACGCGUUUAAAGCGCUGCACAAAACACGUUCAGCUGUAUUUAAAGACGAUGCCAGAGCACUGGCAGCUGCAAGAUUAAAGAUCAAUGAGGAAUUCCGGAAAAACAAAAAUGAAACGUCAGAAGAAAGCAUUAUGAAGAUGAUCAAAAUGGGCUCAAAUGUGGAAGCUGUUCUUCGAGAGGGUGUGAUACAAAUGGAACAUGUUGGAGAUAAGAAACUCUUGCUUCGACCUAGAGAGGGCCUUCUACUAGAAAAUGUACCUUAUUGUGACCAGCCCAGGAGAAAGUCAUGAGGGGCCAUCUCAUUGCAGCUCUUUCAUAAAAAUAAAUAAAAAAGAGACUCACUAUCAUCUAGUACCAUCCGUCUGCAUUUUAAAGGAUUUAACCCAAAACAACAUUUCAACUUGUUCAGGAUCUCAUGAAUAAGGAACAUUUCAAAGAUCAUCACUGUAUGGGGAAAUGCCUUGUUUUGAUUCACUGAAGAUCUCUGCUGUUCUGUUUUAACAAAUCUCUGCUAUAAACUGGAUGCCAUAAUUUCAUGUACAGCAUGUUGUAAAAUGUAAUUAAUUGAAAUGCGUUUUCAUUUAUUUGGGGAGUUUUCCGCCUGCUUUUACGCUUGUGAUUCAACUGAACUAGGGGGGUUCUCUUCUGCUACUUAAAUGUUUUAUUUUAUUCUUAAUAAAGAGAAGUGUUCCCAGACUUUAA